CGCCUGUGUCCCUGCCGUUCCCUGUAAAUCAAGAAUCCCUUGUGUUACCGUGCACCAGUAUCUAUCCGUGUGGCCGUGCCUGCCUGUUUAUCUCUCCCCAACAGAACCGUGCGGGGGGCGUGAAAGUUAGCCAAGUGAUACCGCAGCUUCAAAAUCUGCAGGCAGCGUCUUGAAGCCGAGAGGGUGGUCUGCAGGGAAAAGUGAAAACACGAGUGGCAAAAGUUCAAAUUUGUGAAGAGUGAUUUUCCCUGGAUUUAGCUGUUGUUAUUGUCCCUCGGAAAGCUGAGCCCACGGAUGUGUUAAAGCAGGUCAUUCUCCGGGUGCAGAGCAUCACUGCUUCCGGUAUCGUGUUUCUCCUUCUUUCGUAGUGUCGCUGAGGUGAUGCUGAUCAGGAGGGUUGGUGGUGGAGUGCGGAAGUAAAAGAAAACCGAGCGGAAGUGAACAUCCCGCCCCCUGGCCCCAACGGAAAUCUACAGAAGUCGUGAAGGUCGUCGCUCGGUUGUUGGCUUUCGUAAAACUAGAACAGCCGAGUUCGUGUUGGCCGAUGAAGUGAAGUGUUGGCCGUAAAAUAAAGAGCAUCUUAAACAGAAUCUGUGCUAUCCUACCGUCUUGACCUCUGUGCUGUGUUGUCUAGAGCUACAAAAAUUAACGUAGAAUCUCCUUUUAAAAAUGGUGCAAAAGUAUGAAUCUCCUGUUCGGAUCUACAAAUAUCCUUUUGAGCUGGUUGUGGCGGCAUACGAACGCCGGUUCCCGACCUGCCCUCAGAUGCCCAUCGUGCUCGACUGCGAAAUCAUCGAGGACAAGCUGUACGAGAAUGGGGCUCGCCGGGACACGAAACGGCGCUGCAAGAUCGCGGUCGAGGCACCGUACCUGAUCAAAAAGAUCAUCGGCGUCGAUGUGGUGUUCUUCAUCCAGAAGAACUUCCUCGACAUGAAGACGCGCACGCUGAGCAUCGAAGCGACGAACGAGUCCUUUGCGACGCGUGUGGAAAUCUUCGAAAAGUGCCGUUACUAUGCGCACCCGGAAAAUCCGGACUGGACGUGCUUCGACCAGACGGCCACACUGGACAUUAAGAACUUUUUCGGCAUCGAACACUCGAUGGAGAAGAUGGGCAUGAAGCAGUACACGCAGACCACGCUCAAGGGCAAGGAAAUCAUCGAGUAUUUUGUGAACGAACUGAAGCAGGAAGGAGUGACGCACGUGGAACGGUGGGUGGAUGAUGGUAGUGCGCGUGAAAGUGAAACUACCCACGUCCAAUCCAGUGGCCACAGUACGGCGAUUGCCAGCUCCGAAAAGCCACCGUUGCUGCGUGAUAAUUCCAUCCUCGAUGCAGACUACAUCGCCAAGUAUCUUGGGCAGCUUACACCACUACAGGAAUCGAAGCUGGUGCAGUUCCGUAAACGGUUCGAAGAAUCGCCCGACCACCCGGAACUGGACUAUCAGACGUUGCUACGGUUUCUCCGGGCAAGAGACUUCAGCAUCGACAAGGCUACUGUGAUGCUGCAGGAAUCGCUACAGUGGCGCAAGGAACACCGGAUCGACGAUAUUCUCAGCGAAUACAAAAUGCCCGCCGUCGUGGAGAAGUACUUCCCGGGUGGUUGGCAUCAUCACGAUCGGGAUGGGCGGCCACUGUACAUACUGCGGCUCGGUACGAUGGACGUCAAGGGAUUGCUGAAAUCGGUCGGUGAAGAUGAAUUGCUCAAGCUGACACUACACAUAUGCGAAGAGGGUCUGAAACUGAUGAAGGAAGCGACGAAACGGUUUGACAAACCGGUCUGGAACUGGUGCCUACUGGUUGACCUGGACGGGCUAUCGAUGCGGCACCUUUGGCGCCCGGGAGUUAAAGCACUGCUACGGAUCAUCGAAACGGUCGAGAAGAACUACCCGGAAACGAUGGGCCGAGUGUUGAUUGUCCGUGCGCCCCGUGUUUUCCCGGUACUCUGGACCAUCGUCAGUGCAUUUAUUGAUGAGAACACGCGCUCCAAGUUUCUGUUCUUCGGUGGCCCCGAUUGCAUGCACAUGGAGGACGGUAUCGAACAGUACGUGCACACGGACAAGAUACCCAGCUUUCUCGGUGGAUCCUGUACGCCAGACAUACCUACCGUGGCGGAAGCGGUUCCAGCGAAACUGUUCACGCGCUGCUUUCUGAGCGCUUGUCAUUGUACCUUGAUUCACGAGGGAGGGUUAGUGCCGAAGCAUCUUUACAAAUCGGACUCGAUCGAAGAAAGCAACGGUGGUGGUACCGUCCAGACGCACGAUCAUCAUGGGCUGUACAAAUCGGUCGACCUGAAGCCAGGCCAGCUGUUCGAGCUGAUCUUUCGCAAUACCGAUCCAAAAAGUGUGCUCACCUGGGACUUUGAGGUGCUGAAGCAUGACACCCUGUUUACCGUGUACCAUUCGAGCAAGGAUAUCGACCGGAAUGCCAAUGCAGAUAACUUCUGUUCCGUGUUCGACACUUCGGACUUCAAGGAAGGAGUCAAUUACAGUAAAAUAGAGCAGAGCGUUAGAUGUCGGCCAAAGGAAGGAGUACAAGGCUCCCAUGAAAUGGCCAGCACCGGCACGUAUGUACUGCAGUGGAUGUGCCCACCGUCCAGUGAUGGGCCAGCACAAGUGAUGUAUUUCCACGAAACACUCAGCUCAGCCAACUACAAGGGCUCGAUGACUAGUCUGCAGUCGGGAUUCUCCUCCAACAGUCUAAAAUCCCGAUGAUGAGCAACGCAUGAGACUGAACCUAGCGGGGCAGCCGCACCGACAGUUGUUGUUGCUACUACUGCUGCUGCUGUUGUUACUAUCCAAUCAACCUCCUCAUCCCGAGUACCGAGUUCACCGAUUGCUUCGCAUUCUUCGCAAUGACUCAAUUAUGCCUGGACAAUUAAUACGCUGCUAGUGUAUCGGUGCUCGGUACUCGCUAAAGUAACACAAGAAGCUGCAAAACAAUUAAGCUAAACGUUCUCAAUCUUAGAAACGCACCGACUCGAAUGGAAGAAUAAGCAUAAUCAAUUAAGGGGUUGCGCCAGUGGCCAACGACAAAACAAUCUCUCAAUCAACACGGAUCGAUCUCAUAGCUCCACGCAUCAUGCGUGGUAGCAGUAAUCAGACAAGGAGUAUAAAAUCGGAGAUCGGGGAAGAAAGAAUAUCACUUUCCUACGUUUAUGAUCUAGAAAUAAUAUGCUACUUCCCUGCCGUCCCUACCGUUCGGUGUCCCUAAUGAAGUGGACAAUAAUGAAAAAUGUUUUACAUGAAGGUGUGCAUCAUCGUGCUCUAGAGAGAACAUGCAUUGUAUAUAUGGUAGAAUUGAAUGUCCACGCCCCACCCCACGGUCAAGAUAGAUUGAUGGGUAACGCUUUCAUACAACAACACAACAGAUCCAGACGCAGCUUAGUAUGUUCAAUAAUACCCUCACACACGUUACUCAACAAUCGCGAUCGAUAGCGUUUUUACACACCACAACAAUCGGCCAGCCGGAAGGAUGUUCGUGAAAGUCCCUAUUUGUUAAACCAACAUAUACUACUACAGAAACCGGUGGCGUGCGUGAUUUUAUACAAACUGCAGCUACUGUUAGCUCAAAAAAGGGAAAAGUAUAAGCACGAUGGCGUAGUAAUAUUGUAGAUAAUCUAUCCAAACACAGUCGUGGCUAUCGGUGGCAGGAACAUUCGCUUUCAAUAGAAAAGUUGCUUUCUACUGUACAAAGCUUAAUCUCGAUCUUAUCUCAUCACAUGAAAUAGCUCGAAUCGAUAGUGGGGAUACUCGGUGGCGAAAAGUGAUAUGUCAUGUGGGGUGUAAAAAAGUGUAACUUUUAACACAUACUAUUCAAAAUCACUUACAAUCGUUUGAUUUUAGUAGCAUCAUGUUUUUGAAGCAUAUUUAUAAGCAGAACCUCUUCUGAUCAGUAUAUAUAUAUAUAGGUUUCCCUUUGUGCAUCUAGCUUCAUUUUACCCAAUACAUUAAGAGAAUAUAAUUCUAUCUACGUUAACUUGAAUCUUAAAUAGAAAUUUCUAACGUAUCGUAGCGCAUGGCAGCGAAGUUUUUACUUAAUUUAUAAAUAUUCAUCUCAUGUAUCUACCGAUGAUGCCCCUACCCUGGUAAUGAGGAAGAAUGUCGAAGUUGAACAAUCAGCAACAUUAAAACCCAAAUCACAAUGUAGUGCAAGAGUAAAACACAGAAACGUCACAUUUCAAUCAACACGUAUCGCUAGCAGCUUUGGAAUUCAAUCUUUACACGAUGCGCAGCAGAACACCCGUGGCCGUUACGACCCGUGUCCAUCACUGGCAAACAGAGGCACGAGAGUGAGAGUUGUUAUAGUAGACGACGUUAAUUCCAAAAGGAUCGACCGAGGUUGCAAGUGGUUUACGUAAGACAAUUGCAGCUCCGUUUUAUUUAAUUGUACUGGUUUGGUUUGGUGAAAAGUACACUUACCAAACGAGCAACUUACGAUAGUAAUCCGUGUGACCUGAGAGAGGGGCGGUGUAGGAAGGGCAAGCAUUAUAGUGAGAUUAGACGGGGUUUAGGGGGGGCUUUUGCGUAGCAAUGCCGAAAAUGGUAUUGAAAUUUGUUAAAGAUUAGCAGGACGAAGCCGAUUUUGUUCACGUUUUAUUAAUCCGACGGUAGCAUCCUUUUUCACAGCGUGAUUGUGCGAAUGAUAGCGUAUGCGUGUGUGUUUGUUUGUUUGUGUGAUAGCGGCAACCAGUAGAGCGAACCAUUAUCAUACCAACCAUAUAAUCGAAUAUUGCUGGAAGAUGGUCUACACACGGGAUUUAUGUGGUGGGUUUUAAGAGAUUGUCGUGGAAAUGCAAUAGACCUACGAGAUACAUGAAUCAUUUUAUGAAAGUAUUGUAUUUGUCGAAACUAGAAUAAACGACAGCAAAUAAAGAGA
Messenger RNA from Anopheles aquasalis, 4873 nucleotides. It is a transcript of the gene retm, whose product is annotated as real-time. Lineage: Eukaryota; Metazoa; Arthropoda; Insecta; Diptera; Culicidae. The record is from RefSeq and is a predicted model, not a curated record. Gene Ontology annotation, cellular component: cytoplasm.